This is a messenger RNA of Lepisosteus oculatus (spotted gar), 1610 nucleotides long. The record is from RefSeq and is a predicted model, not a curated record. NCBI's taxonomy places the organism in Eukaryota, Metazoa, Chordata, Actinopteri, Semionotiformes, Lepisosteidae.
UUUUAAUUCAUGUUUUACUGUUGCCAUGCAGUUUUUUCUUAUGUUUACUGCCAGACUAAUGAGUUAGCUUCUGGUUAGAGAACUCACAAGCUUGUGCUUUUUGACAGGCAAAAAGCCUGUCCGUCCUCCUCAGCUGGACAAUGAUAAUGACAAUGCCAGUACCAAUGCCAAAGCCAAGGACAAUGCCAAGACUGGAGACGAGGCUGGAGCAAGCAUCGGAAGUGUGCCGCUGGUGUCUUCAGCCCCCUGUACUGACGCAUUUGGGGUGAAACGCAUCAUCAGGGGGUUGUUUGAGAAAAUACGGCCUGGAUUCCCUAGAGACGACACAGGAGAGCUGGAACUGGUGCCUGAGUCCCAGCUCACUGAAUUGACCCUGAAACUCACUGAACAUGUGAUGAAGAAAAUAGUAAGGAUUCCCAGCCUUGCUUCGUGCAACGCAGAUGAGCAAGAGCAUUUACUAUUACAGCAUGUGAAGAAAACUACUAGAGCUGUAUAUCGGAGUAUGGUGGAGGCGACUGGCUGCAAGAGAGACUUACAGAUAGCGGUCGGCUCAAGAAACCCUGAAAUAAUGAAGAGAAUUAUCUGCUGUGUUGCUAGACAUAUCCAGGAGGGAGAGUUUGCGCAAGGCACAAAUUCACCUCUGGAGUCCCUCAAACCUAAGGAUGACAGCAAUCGCGCUACGGAGAAAAUAAGAGUCAUGAUUCCUCAUCGUGCUAACAAAGUACUACCUUCCCCAAUGAAUAGUUCUUCUGAUUUCCCCAAGAAAAAGGUGGGUGGCAUGAAAGAGAUGGCCUAUGACAGAGUCUCAGCAGGUGAUUCUUUUUACCAGAGAAAUGUUUCAAAUGAGAAAAGAGAGAGGUGUACCCCUGAGUCUUCUAAAAAGCCAAAGGAGUCCAUUGUACCAAGAGAGCUGGAUGUUGACGAACAACACCAUGCUAAGGCAGCAAAGAAGAAAUCCCUUAAAGCAAAAAAGAAACGCUCCCUGGAGGCUGAGACUUCAACAUCCAAAUCUCUUCGGCAGCCUUCUGAGCAUGAAAUAAAGCCUCUUGAGCUGAGUUCAGCUGUGAUGCAGAGCGAACCAUGCCACAAUGCCAGCGCCAACCGUGGUAACUUCUAUGAAAUUCAGGGCACAUCCUCAAGUUUCAACAGCCCUGGAAAGAGGGAACUCAUGCAACUGAGGGAUAAGAACAGCAUCCCACAAACUGUAAGGAAGAAGAUCUUCGAGAAGGAAAGUGGCCCUCCAGAGAGAUAUCAAUGGAGGCAGCCUCGCAGUGCUAUGCCAGGAGUCUCUGCUCCUCAACCAAACCCCAGGGAGAAGCCACCAAAGUCAUCUGUGCUGACCAGGGUGUCUGCUGCACUGGCCCGAGUGUUUCAGAAGAACAAAUAGAGAAACUACUGAUGAAACCUGACCACAGGACCAAUACUUAUUAUAAGAAACACAUUUCCUGGAUUUUUAAAAUGAAUAGUGUUAAGUUAUUCUUGAUCCUCUGUUUAUCUUGACAGAACAGAUAUGCUAACUGAAAACACCGUGUCUCAUUGAGGAAUUUUAUUAUUGAACCGUAUUAUUAUUGACUACUGUGCCACCAUAUUAAAAGACCUGUGCCAAUUUA